Messenger RNA from Magallana angulata, 4848 nucleotides. RefSeq lists its product as uncharacterized. The coding region runs from base 48 to 4526 and encodes 1492 amino acids. The transcript is spliced from 36 exons. Lineage: Eukaryota; Metazoa; Mollusca; Bivalvia; Ostreida; Ostreidae. The record is from RefSeq and is a predicted model, not a curated record. Gene Ontology annotation, biological process: protein dephosphorylation. Gene Ontology annotation, molecular function: protein tyrosine phosphatase activity.
GUAGUUGUAGACUGACGGUGUGAACAGUACAGUUCUGUAUCACAAACAUGAAUUGUAAUCACUGUGUUUUCUAUGCCGUUGGAUUACUUGCAGCAUUUGCAUACGAUAAAAUAUCUCUCAACAAAAUCGCAACCCAAUCACAUUACCCUCCAAGUGGCACGGGUUACGAGGCUAGUAAAGCACUUGAUGGAAACACAGCGACGUGCAUGCGGACAAAUACCAUAGGAUACAACUCCCCAGACAAAACCGUUUGGUGGAAAGUAGAUCUUGGUGGAGUUUAUAGCAUUUACAGCAUCAACGUCCAGUUUAAAAACUACGACGGUUACGACAUCCGUCAAAGAGGAAGAUUUGCAGGGUUUUCGCUGUAUGUAUCAGACACUGAUGUAUCAUCUAUUGCUGAUAUAAAGGGUUCAACUCUCUGCUACAAGGAUGGACCUGAGUUACCUACCCUGAACUUUACAACAAUAUGUACAAAAUUCGGACGUUAUGUGUUAUUCUACAACGAACGGUUGAAGGAAGUUGAAUAUCCAGAUACAUAUCCACUCACCAAUGUCGUUACAGAGUUAUGUGAAGUUGCAGUACAAGAAUGUAUAGAAGGAUGGCACGGUACAAAUUGUAGUCAACAGUGUGUAGGACAUUGUAGAGACGGUGCGUCCUGUGAUCACGUGACUGGUCAAUGUGAUAAAGGGUGUGCUGCUGGAUGGACAGGGUUACAAUGUACUAAAGGACCAAAACCAAAAACAAUAGCGGAUUUUUGGAACAUGAUUUGGCAAGAAGAAGUGUGCAAUAUUGUCUGCUUAACCAAUCUGACAGAGGGAACAAAGAACAAGUGUGCCCAGUACUGGCCAGAUAUUAACGACAAACUACAGGGCGGGACGUUGACCGUCAGACAUCUUGAGGAGAAAACCUACGCUGAAUACAUCAUCAGGCGAUUCAAGAUACACAACAAAUCGACCAGAACAGACCGUCACGUGACGAUGUUCCACUACACCACUUGGUCAGACCAUGGAGUGGCUGAUUCUCUAAGUUUGGUUGUGUUCCAUCGUCAGGUGAUUAGAGCAACCGCUAACUCUGCUGGGAAGUACACAGUGGUACACUGCAGUGCAGGAGUUGGUAGGACCGGAACGUACAUUGCCUUAGACGCCCUCUACCGAGAAGGGGAGAGAACUGGUAAAAUCAACGUACCGAUGUACGUCAGAACAAUGAGAAAGGACAGAAUGAACAUGAUUCAGGGAGAUUCGUUUCUUGAGAAGGACUCCCUGAUCAGCGCCCAGUAUCCUCUACCAGACAACACCGAGGACUUCCUCAGACUGGUCAAGGACUUUGACGCCCGUGUUGUCGUCUUCCUGUGUCCACUUAAGGACAUCGAAUCUGGGUUUAACCAAAUGAACAUUACUGUUUUGGAAUGCCCAAAAUGGAGAGAAAAACAGAACACCUCUGAUAAAAGAAUUCUUUUGGAUGUGAUCAAGGCUGUCAAAACUGAAAAGACGAACGAAAAGGGACGGGUUCUAGUUCUGUCAAGUGACGGAGCUACACGCUGUGGACCAUUCUUUGUUGUAUACAACGUGUUGGAACAGAUCUCCGUGGACAGAGAGGUGGACAUCUUUACAGCUGUACGUUGUAGCACACCUGGUUAUUAUAGCGAAACGUGUGAAAUCCCAUGCCCCGUCAACUGUAAAGACAAAACCUGUCACAUAAAAAUCGGAUCUUGUUUUGAAUGUGAGCCUGGAUGGACAGGAACAAAUUGCACCAUAAAAUGUACAGAAGGAUGGUACGGUAUGAAUUGCAGCCACCAAUGUUCUGGACAUUGUAGAGGCAAUACCAUCUGUAAUCACGCCACGGGUCAUUGUAAUAAGGGAUGUGUAGAAGGAUGGACGGGGAAUAAGUGUGAGACAGUAUGUGCUAACGGUACCUAUGGUUACGACUGUGUCAACAACUGUAGCGGUAACUGUAUGAAUACCUCCCCAUGUAACAAACAGACUGGUGCCUGUGACAGGGGAUGUAACCCAGGGUAUUCUAAUAAUGACUGCAAAACAAAGUGCAUAUCUGGAUAUUUUGGAAUUGGUUGCAGAAAUAAAUGUAGCGGACAUUGUGUAAAUAACGAACCGUGUGAUCAUGUCAGUGGAGUCUGUUCUAAUGGUUGUAAGGAUGGAUACAUUGAAAAGCUGUGUAGUAAAGCUUGCAAGGAAUUACUGUAUGGAAAAAACUGCUCCCUUGUUUGUUCUCCAAAUUGUAAGACGUGUCGUCACACCGACGGAUUUUGUACUUGUAAAGCAGGAUGGACGGGCACUGAUUGUACCACAGAGUGUCCAACUGGAUAUUUUGGUAAAAGUUGUAGAGAACGUUGUAGUGGACACUGUAUAAACAAUGAACCAUGUGAUCAUGUCAGCGGAGAGUGUUCUAAUGGUUGUCAGGACGGGUAUAUUGGAACACACUGUGGAGACUUCAGCUAUGACGAUUGCCUUGCUUAUGAUGCAAUUCCCACAUCAACUGCAAAUGUUUGCCGAGCUACAGUUGGAGUAGCAGUUGGCACCUGCGUACUUUUAAUCAUUGGAGUUGUGAUCGCUGUUUAUGCUACACGAGGAAGAACAAAAAACGUUACCCAAAGAGUUGCAGUUGGCAUGGAAACUAAAUCCUCUUUUGCAAAAAACCAAGGUCCACCUUUUACAGUUGAUGACCGAUUUCGAAAUGAACAUGCUGAUGUUUCCAUCGUGUAUGAACACGUUUCUUAUGAAAAAUCAGAAAGCAGCUCUCCUUCAAAUAAAACUAUAUAUGUUAGGAACAUCAAAGAUCAAAUUGCAAACAUGUCUUCUAAUGAAUGCGCUGGAUUCAAGAGUGAGUAUCAGGGCAUUCCUCGAGGUGAGCUCUAUCCCAGUUUGGAAUCAAGAAAACUUCAAAACAAGGUUAAAAAUAAAUACACCACCAUUCACUCGUAUGAUCAUUCACGAGUCAUUUUAAAGACACCGUCGUCGGAUGAAGGAGAUUAUAUCAAUGCAAACUACAUAGAAGAUGCACGAGGGAAACGGGUUUAUAUUGCCACUCAAAGUCCAAGGCCGAAGACAAUUUUCGAUUUCUGGAACAUGAUUUGGGUGGAAGAAGUCUGUAACAUUGUCUGCUUGCAAAAUUUAGAAGAAGGAAACACGAAUAGGAUCAAUUAUUACUGGCCAGAUGUGAACGACAAAUGUAAAGGAGGUCACUUGACCAUCAGACAUCUAGAGAAUAAAACCUACGCCGAUUACAUCAUCAGACGAUUUAAAAUACACAACAACACGACGACCACAAACCGUCACGUGACGAUAUUCAACUACACCACGUGGUCAUAUCACGGACUGGCUGAUCCCCUUAGUCUGGUUGUGUUCCAUCGUCACGUGAUCAGAGCCACAGAUAACUCUGUUGGAAAGUACACAGUGGUACACUGCAGUGCAGGUGUUGGUAGAACUGGAACAUACAUUGCGUUAGACGCCCUCUAUAGGGAAGGGGAGAAAACUGGUAUAAUCAACGUACCGAUGUACGUCAGAAGAAUGACGAAGGACCGGAUGAACAUGAUUCAGGGAGAUGAACAAUAUAAAUUACUCUACCUUUUACUGAUGGAAGCAUUUAGUGGUCCAUCUAGAUGUAUGACUACUGAGAAGUUUGUGGGCGCCUACGAAGAAGAAACAUGUUAUGCAAAUCGUGGAGAUGUGGUGCAAAUAAGUUCUCAGUCUACUGAGUUUGAGGAGUUACUGUCCAUGAGAAAAGAGUAUACACAGCAAUGUUACACUUCUGGCCGUGCACAGAUAUCGGCUAACUACACUCAAAGUGUGCUGUCCGUUGAGGAGUAUAUGUGCCAUCUGUCCAAUAUUAAGGGACACAACACAUACUACAAUGCGAUGCUUCUCCAGUCGUACCUGGAGAAGGACUCCCUGAUCAGCGCCCAGUACCCUCUACCAGACAACACCGAGGACUUCCUCAGACUGGUCAAGGACUUUGAUGCACGUGUUGUCGUCUUCUUGUGUCCAUUAGAGGACAUUGAUUCGACACAAGCAUGGUUUCCAACAGCAAACCACAGCAAAUUAAAUGGACUAUUCGUCAUUAAGAACAUAUUGUCAACACAAGCUUCCAACGUCAGAAUAACCAACCUCAAUAUUCAAAAACAGGUUAUUUUUCCAUGGAAUUCACUGAAAAAAAACAUCACUGUAGUCGAGUGUCCGACAUGGAAAGAAGGAAAAGGAACUACUGAUAAGAGAGUUCUGCUGGACGUGAUUAAAGCAAUGAAAACCGAGAAAUCUGACCAAGAGGGACGCAUCAUAGUACUAUCGAGUGACGGAGCUACACGCUGUGGUCCAUUCUUUGUUGUAUACAACGUGUUAGAACAUAUCUCUGUGGACAGAGAGGUGGACAUAUUCACCUCAACACGUCAGCUCCAGGUCAGGAGGCCGGAGUUCGUGUCCACUUUGGAUGAGUACCAGCUUUGUCACGACGCCGUCGCAGAAUAUCUUAUAAACGACAGAGUUAUGGAAACUGUUACGUGUAAAGAGAAAAAAUGAAUAAACGAUUACUGAGUAAUAGAUGGCCAUGGUGUUGAACUAUUUUUUUCAUAUGUUAUAUACAUUUUCAGUUCAUAUUUUGUUGAAAAAACAUUUCUGCUCUUUGAUUUGAGUGGAUGACUUUUGUUCAUAUUACUUUAGAAUCGUGAAUUUUAUUAUCAAUUUCCUGUCAAUAAAGGAUCUCCUUUUUCGUGUAUGUUUGCAUCUAGAUUAUUUGCGUUUAUAUCAAAUGCAUAGUUUUGUUUUGCUUAAGAUCUAUGUAUUUUUAUUUCUAUAAAAUUAUUUCCAGAACGUGAAUUUGAUUAUUUUAUAUAAUAUAUUU